This is a messenger RNA of Phalaenopsis equestris, 1533 nucleotides long. RefSeq names its product polyadenylate-binding protein 7-like. Lineage: Eukaryota; Viridiplantae; Streptophyta; Magnoliopsida; Asparagales; Orchidaceae. The record is from RefSeq and is a predicted model, not a curated record. Gene Ontology annotation, molecular function: poly(A) binding; mRNA 3'-UTR binding; poly(U) RNA binding. The coding region runs from base 115 to 1533 and encodes 472 amino acids. The transcript is spliced from 7 exons. Gene Ontology annotation, cellular component: ribonucleoprotein complex; cytosol; nucleus.
AGGCACCAGCCGUUACGGCGUUGUGUAAGCAGAACUGAAUCCGUAAUUAGAACUUCACAACCGGAAGCCCAGAAACGCACAAAUGCAUACUGAACUUCUGCGCAGCAGAGCUCCAUGAGCGACUGCCCUGAUCCCUUCCCUCAAUCUCAAUCAUCGGGAGAGACCCUAACCCUGGUGGGAAUGGCUCCUGCGUUGUACGUGGGGGAGCUGCACCCCGACGUCGCUGAAUCGAACCUUUUUGAGCUCUUUUCCACCGUUGGUACUGUCACCUCUGUUCGUGUCUGCAAGGAUAGGGAUUCCGGGCGCUCGCUCGGCUACGGUUAUGUCAAUUAUAUGUUCGAGCAGGAUGCAAUAAAUGCUAUUGAGAAACUCAACCACAAUGAGUUGUUUGGGAAGCCAAUUAGGAUUAUGCAGGCAAACAGAAAUGCAGAUACUAGGAGCAGCGGGAUUGGAAAUGUAUUUGUGAAAAACCUAAGUGAAAGCGUUAACGAUUUGGAACUUGAAGCCAUGUUUGGGAAAUUCGGGACUAUCUUGUCCAGCAAAAUGGCUAUUCAAGAUGGAAAGAGCAAAGGAUAUGGCUUUGUACAGUUUGAUUCACAAGAUUCUGCUAAUGCUGCCAUAGAGAAUCUCCAUGGUACAUUUGUUGAUGGCAAGCAAAUCUAUGUCAGUAACUUCAUCAAAAAGAGUGAGCGAAUUCUGCCCAAUCCUGAAACCAUGUACAACAGCCUAUUCGUGAAAAACUUGGAUGAGGAUAUAACAGAAGAACUUAUUGAACUGAAAUUUUCUGAGUUUGGAGAAGUUGCUAAUGUGAAGCUUGCAAAGGAUGAAGCUGGAAACUCGAAAGGAUAUGGGUUUGUGAACUUUGAAAACCAGGAGAGUGCUGAAAAGGCAAUGGAGGCAAUGAAUGGACUUAAGCUGGGAUCAAAGACACUAUUUGUUGCAAGGGCCCAAAGGAAGGAAGAGCUACAACAAAAUUUGCAGCAUACGAGUGAACAUAUUAGAUUCAAUUGGGAUACAAAUCUAUAUGUUAAGAAUCUUGAUGAUAGUGUUGAUGACAGUGCUCUGUCGGAGUAUUUCAGUAAAUGUGGCACUGUUAUCUCAGCAAAAGUUAUGCGUGAUGAGAAAGGAUCCAGUAAAGGUUUUGGUUUUGUUUGUUAUACCACUUUAGGGGAAGCUACCAAAGCGUUGAAUAACCUUCAUGGAAACAUGUUCCAUGGGAAACCUCUAUAUGUUGCAUUUGCUCAAAGGAAUGAAGAAAGACAAGCACAAUUGCAGUAUCAUCAUUUCCAAAAAAUGGCUGGCUUGGUGGGCCCAGGCCCUGCCCUAAGCUCUAGUGGUUAUCCUCCACUUUACUAUAGGACUCCAGGAGUUGUGCCGCUAAUUCCUUCCCAACAUGGUCUUGUACAACAUCAACCUUUUUGGUUGAGACCAGGAUGGGGCCCCAGUGAAUUUGUUUCCCCAACUAGGCCAAUAUUUCAGCCGAUGCCACUGCCAGUUGUAAGGCCUUGUUGUUUGUUCUCUUUUAAUUGGUGA